This is a messenger RNA of Knipowitschia caucasica, 1026 nucleotides long. The record is from the annotation of a GenBank genome assembly. Lineage: Eukaryota; Metazoa; Chordata; Actinopteri; Gobiiformes; Gobiidae.
AUGGUGAGUCCACUCUUACUGACACGCUGUUCGAGCAGAGGAAAGGAAAACAACACCGAGUACGGAUUCAUAAACAGCUGUCUGCAGUCUCUGGUGGAGGAGAGGUUUGGACACGAGACAUGGAACACAAUCAGUUCUCUGGCGGGUCUCCAGGACCCGUUCAUGACCUACACGGUGUACGACGACGCCGUGACGCUCAGACUGGUGCAGGAGGCCUGUGGGAUGCUGGGCGUGGAGUCCGACGUGCUGCUGCGGCUCUUCGGAGAACACUUCUUCAGCUUCUGCAAACGAGCCGGAUACGACACCAUGCUGCGGACACUAGGGGGCGACCUCCUGGAGUUCAUUCAGAAUCUAGACGCGCUGCACUGCUACCUCGCCCUGUCGUACCAGGCCAGUGGGGACCAUGGUGACGAGGACGGGGACAUGUACUUUGGCACCUACAACCUGACCGGCAAAGUACUCUACACCAUCCGUCCCAAGUACGGCCGCCCCCCGCGCUCCUGCAGCGCGCCCGCUUUACCCCGAGGAAGCGUGUGGGAUCGAGGAGAGAGGAGAUCUUUCUGCAACGCCUUUCCCCUUCCAAUCAUGGUGUUCGACGCCAGCAGUCGCGACUACGCUUCGAGUCGAUGCCGCACGGGUGGGCGCACCGAGAAGGAGAGUCGCCCUCUCGCGAGCGACUCUCGCUCUGCACCGCGCCCGCCCUUCUCCCACGCUCGUCCCUCCUGCUCUCUCUCUCGUCACACGGUAGAAAAGAUGAAAGUGCUCACCCCCCCUCACCCCCCCUCACCCCGCAGCCCCCCGCUCACCCCGCGGCCCCCCCUCGUGUCAGACUCGGCGGCGCAUGCUUUGAUGGCAGAGGGCGAGCAUGCACGGGGGGGGGGGGGGGGGCGUAUGUACACGAGCGAGGAAGGGAGGGGCCCUGUUCACAUCUGGCAUUCAAAUGACACUGUGCAGGCGUUGGAACUGAAGGCGGUUCCCAAGCAGAGGUCCCCGUACAGAGACUCCAACACAUCGUUUAACACGUGA